Molecule: messenger RNA, 304 nt
Organism: Drosophila arizonae
Lineage: Eukaryota; Metazoa; Arthropoda; Insecta; Diptera; Drosophilidae
Source: RefSeq, a predicted model, not a curated record
CGAUUCAUAUUACGAAUCGAAAUGUUCAGCGGUGGUCACGUAUUAUUGGACUUCUCGGCCAUACCAAAGUUGCAUGGGCCAGAGAAUUUUUGGCAUUGGCGUAUGCUUUUGCGUGCCUAUUUGGAGUCAGCUGACCUAUGGAGGGACGAUCAUCCAAAGGAUAACCCUCACGCCAAGUUCAUAGUUUUGGCCUCAGUGCAGUCUGAUAAGAUAGAGCCAGGAUACGAUGAUGAGACACCAAAGCAAAUAUUUAAAAGUCUAGAGGAACGUUUCCGCCCCUAUUAGCAACGUUUUCAAAUACUAU